GGCACCAUCCUCCGUCAUCACGCUCGGCAGCAGCUGCAUCAACUCUACUCGCAGAGUCUGGAAGAGCCUGGCGUCGCAUCUCUACUUGCGAGCGGACCUGCCAUCCCCGUCUGCAUGCUUGGUAGCAGCAGCACCACCAGUGUGCAGGCCGUCAAAGCACUUUGCAUUGUCGUCUCUCUACAACAGAUUGCCAAUCUCACCAACUGUAAUCUGCGGAGCCUGCAACUGAUCGACGAUAGCCGCUAGUGCUUGGUUAAGUGGUCACUGUUCCAAUUUCUUUCUCUUUCUUCAGAGCAGAUAAGCCAAUUGUGUGUAUGUGAAUUGCAGGUUACAGAGAACAACAUUGUGGAUAUGUUUAGUUCAGCAGGAUUUGUCUGAAUGUGUCAGUUCCGCAUAAGUCUAAUGAGGGUUAAGCUAGCUGACAUAUCUAAUUUUGGUACAACACUUUGGAAAUUAAUUAAGGACUUCAAUGUCACCGAUUUGAACAACAUUCAUUACCCAAACUGCAAGCUUGUACAUAGCAGCGGCAAGGCCACCAAAAUCAGCACUCUAUCCAUGACAUUUCUCUUUGAUUGUCCAUUGUGUGGCUGCUGCACUGCUACAGACUGCCCUAGAUGCAAUCUAGGGAAUUGAUGACAAAGUUAUCACAGUGGUUUUCCAUGAAGGGAGCACUGAGUUUACAGCCAUCAUGGCUGAUGUUGGGACUGCUAACAACAGUGUGCCUGUUCAGCUGCCAACAGAAGUAAGCCGGCUCUUGUCGUCCGUGUAUUUGGGGCUUCCCGAGAGGGAAAGCCAUAUGUAAUCCUGUCUGUAAAUAUAGAGUGAGUCCUUCCUUGUGUUUCUCUGUUGUUCUUUGGUCCAGUCGCAAGAGAUGAGUCGCUAUGCUAGAGGGGGUGAAUAGCCUAUUUAAAAAUUCUACAAACUCACUGGAGCAAGAGGUCAGUCAAUACCAAAGCAAAGCUUGCUUUUUGCUUUAGCUC
Sorghum bicolor (sorghum) is the source of this 980-nucleotide messenger RNA. RefSeq lists its product as uncharacterized. The transcript has 6 exons. Bases 379 to 633 code for a protein of 84 amino acids. The record is from RefSeq and is a predicted model, not a curated record. Lineage: Eukaryota; Viridiplantae; Streptophyta; Magnoliopsida; Poales; Poaceae.